GGCGCGGGGACCUGCAGCCGCAGCUGGACAGCGCCAUGCAGGACGUCAGUGAUAAAUAUCUGCUGCUGGAGGAGACGGAGAAGCAGGCGGUGAGGAAGGCGCUGGUGGAGGAGAGGAGUCGCUUCUGCUGCUUCGUCUCCAUGCUGAAGCCCGUCGUGGAGGAGGAGAUGUCCAUGCUGGGGGAGAUCACUCACCUGCAGACUCUGACAGACGAUCUGAAGACGCUGACGAUGGACCCUCACAAGCUGCCGGCCUCCAGCGAGCAGGUAAUCGUCGACCUGAAGGGCUCCGAGUGCACCUGGUCCUACCAGACUCCGCCCUCGUCACCUAGCACCACAGUAUCAAGGAAGUCCAGCAUGUGCAGCAGCCUGAACAGCGUGAACAGCAGCGACUCUCGCUCCAGCGGCUCGCACUGCCACUCCCCCACCUCCCAUUUCCGUUACCGUGCCUCGUCCUCCUCUUCCUCCUCGGUGCUCCCGCAGCAGACGCCGGCCCGCCUCUCCUCGGUCUCCUCCCACGACUCUGGCUUCAUCUCCCAGGACGCCUUCCAGUCCAAGUCCCCGUCACCGAUGCCCCCGGAAACCUCACAGCUGUCAAACGGCUUCGACCAUCACGCUGCCCUCUGUCUGCACGGAUUGGUACUGCAGGCCCAGGACAGCCACCUCCACCCUCCAUACUUCACCUCCUCCUCCACCACCUCCCCCAUCUCCUCGCCCUCCUGUUCGUCUGCGUCUCCCGCGUGGCCGUGGUGUCGCUCGGGCUGCGGCCAGUCAGGAGAGUUCCCGCCUCUCAGCCCCUCGGGGCUCGGGAUGAUCCCGUUCUCCAGAGUUCCCUCCUGGAAGGACUGGGCCAGACCGGGUCCUUAUGACCAAUCAACGGUCAACACCCUGAAGAAGAGCAAGGACAAGAGAGAGACUACAGAUCCCAGCAGCCACCAGGGCACUGACGUUACCACACCAGGGGAGGAGCCACAGGGGGUCAAAGGAGGCCACUCUGUGACAUCGCCCAAGGAGGACAGGGAGGCGCAUGAGGAGUUGGCCCGAGCGCUGGCCCGAGGCCUCCAGCUGGAGAUCCACGGAUCCAGCAGAGACUCACUGCAGGGCUCCAGUGGCUACAGCAGCCAGACCAACACACCCUGCUGCUCGGAGGACGCCAUCCCCUCACAAG
This is a messenger RNA of Plectropomus leopardus (leopard coralgrouper), 1167 nucleotides long. NCBI's taxonomy places the organism in Eukaryota, Metazoa, Chordata, Actinopteri, Perciformes, Serranidae. The record is from RefSeq and is a predicted model, not a curated record.